CAUCUCUCGAUCCAACAUCCGCCUCGUCGACAUCCAUUUCAUUCACGCCCCCAUUAUGGCCAGCGGAUUUCGCGCCCCACAAAUCGACCUUUCCACUGUUCUGCAAGCUGACCAUCCUGCAAUCGAUCUCAGACUGGAAUCUUAUGAAAACGAGACGCGCAAUUUUCUCAAGAACCUCGCCAGAUUCAAGGACCUGGUCAUAACGCGGGAGACAGAGGAUAGGGCAGCAUUUGUAGCCGAAACGAAGAGGCUGGCUGAGAAGAGGAAAGAGAUAGAGGCAGAGACGAACCAGUGCAAGGUCCGCGAAAUCGAGCUGCUUGCAGAUCUUGCCAGGGAAGCGCAAGAGCGGAAAGAUGCAGAAAGCUCUGUUGCCACGUUCAGACGCCAGCUCGCGUCCCUCAAGGAGAAAUGUGCUGCCAUUGACGGCGAACUUGAAGAGUAUCAUGCUAUCACGGCGAACCUUGAGCGAGAGCGAGAGAAGGAAAGGUCCACGCUACAAACUCAUGCCUCGAGUGUGCUGCCUGACUACCAGGCAGUCGAACGGAUAUUGGGCUUGACGAUAGAGGGCAUCGACAAGGAGCAGCAGCUUCUUGUACGAUUUAGGCGUAUUGACCAUAAUGAUCUAGAGAAGGAAUUCAGUUUCGUGUUGGACGUCUCUGGUCCUGGAUAUAAAGUUCUUACUUCAUCACCACCGUUGCCUCAGCUUCCUUUCCUUGUGGAGGAUCUUAACCUUACCAAGAACAUCUAUGCCUUUAUACAUGCUGUGCGACAAGCUUAUGUCAAACUAGCAAGAGGUUGAGGCGCGCGCGCGGGUGGCAAGUUCCUUAAUACUUUAUUUUUAUUAAAUCCAUAGCACUUAUCUAUGUGUACUGUCCUACAAUCCAUCAUUCCAUUCGUUCUGCA
Molecule: messenger RNA, 903 nt
Organism: Guyanagaster necrorhizus
Lineage: Eukaryota; Fungi; Basidiomycota; Agaricomycetes; Agaricales; Physalacriaceae
Exons: 4
Coding region: 56-799 (247 amino acids)
Biological process (GO): chromosome segregation
Cellular component (GO): Ndc80 complex
Source: RefSeq, a predicted model, not a curated record